UCUUACAAACUCACAAUCCAGGGUCACACUGAUUCAUUGUUUUGCUUUUGCUGAGUUUUUAAUGUAAAAAAUAAAAAUAAAUAUAUCUGCAAACAUUUUACGCAAAAUCAAGAACUCGUUCCGCCAGCGCAAGAAGAAGAACCGCCCGAGGCAGGCCACGCCUCCACUGCCAGCUGCCCCCUUACCAGGAAGUACCGCUUGCUCCUCAAAUUUUGUCCCGCGGAGCACCCACUUUCCGCGGGAGGAGCACCUGACUUCCAAGGAUACCGCCGUCACAAUGGAGAGCAACCUGAACAGGAUCAUUCGGGAAUCGGCCAAGCUGAAACUCAGUGGCCAGCUCAGCAAAUACACUAAUGUGAUGAAGGGAUGGCAGUACCGUUGGUUCACGGUGGAUGCAAAAACAGGAUCGCUGAGUUACUAUUUGUGCGACUCUUCGACGGUGGGCGAUGACAUCGCUCCUUCGCCCCACGUCCUAGCCAGCGCUCCAAGAGGCCAGGUGCAGCUGGCUGGCGCUGUGGUUUACCCAAGUGACGAGGACUCCAGGACCUUCGCCAUCGCCUGUGCCUCGGGCGAUACGGUGAAACUGCGGGCCAACGAUGCCAGAGCCAGGCAGGAGUGGGUCUCCGGCCUGCGGGCAGUCGUGGAGAGCCACAUGAAGGCCAUGGACAUCAGCAACUCCUCACCGCUGCCCCCGCGGGAACUGCUAGCCGCCUCCGAUGCCAUGGUGUCCGCUCGUCAGGCCCUGUUUCUCACGGAACAAUGCAACGCUUCUCUGGCCAGAGCUAUCGAGAGCAUUGACUGUGCUUCCUUCUCGCCCACGGAUCCCGAUCUUCUCCUGCUCAAGGCAAUAUCGACGGCCAGCACCCAGUGCCUGCACCAGUGCCUCGGGCUGCUCCAGCGCCACCAGGAGAUCAAUCAGCCACCGGCCGAGGCCGUUCCUCUUGUGCUCUGAGCUCCAAAGAUAUUUUCCAGUAUCCACUAUGAUAUACCCCAAUAAACACUAAGCCAAAUCGCA
Messenger RNA from Drosophila rhopaloa, 1015 nucleotides. Its product is annotated as oxysterol-binding protein-related protein 11. The transcript is spliced from 3 exons. NCBI's taxonomy places the organism in Eukaryota, Metazoa, Arthropoda, Insecta, Diptera, Drosophilidae. The record is from RefSeq and is a predicted model, not a curated record. The coding region runs from base 278 to 952 and encodes 224 amino acids.